AUGUUUUUUCUUAUUAGUUUUCUAUGGCUUUUACCAACUAGUUUUCUUUUCUUUUUUGCUAUUUUAUCUCCUAAUUGGAUAACAUUUACAAAAUUAGAAUCAAAUGAAGUCAUUCUUGUACAACGUGGAAUAUUUUCUAUAUGCUAUGUACUUUCAAGUAAUAGCACUUACGAAACAAAACAAUGUGUGCCCAUGAUACAACAGAGAACAUCAACUGAACCAGAAAGAUGGAUAUAUGGAUUGGCGUUGGGAUGUGCAUCAAUGGCUAUUAUUUGUGUUAUAUUUAGUAUUAUUAUGUUAUUUUUAUCAGGUAUUUAUUUUCAACUACGUCGACAUAAUGAAAAAAAAUUACGAUAUCUAUUAUUCAUGUGUCUUCUUCUUUUUAUUAUCGUUGGUGCUUCAUUGUCUGUAUGGGCCUUACUUAUAUCAGAAACAUAUAGACUUGGUAUUACAGCUAAUCAUCGUAGAUUUAAUUGGCCAAUAUGGUUAGCAAUUGUUUCAACGAUUGGUUAUUUAGUAUCAUUUAUAACAAUGUUUUCAUCAUUUUUAAUAAUAUAUCGACGUAAUAAUAAUAUGGAAUUGCAUGUACAUCGUCUUAGAGAAAAAUUUUAA
Messenger RNA from Adineta steineri, 612 nucleotides. NCBI's taxonomy places the organism in Eukaryota, Metazoa, Rotifera, Eurotatoria, Adinetida, Adinetidae. The record is from the annotation of a GenBank genome assembly.